AUGCAAGUUAAUACAGUAAAUGAUAUUGAAAAGUUAUAUUAUGAUUUUGAAUCAUUUUUAAAACCUCAUUUUCAAAAUUUACCUGGUAUUCAAAAAUAUCAAUAUUUUUGGUUUAAAAGAAGUGAACCAGAAAAAAUAUUUACUCAAAAAGAAGCAGAAGGAGAAUUUCAAUAUUUUGAUAUUUUUAAAAACAAAUAUUUCAAUGUUUGGGCUCUAAUAGCUAUAUUUUUUUCUAAACCUUUAUUAUUAGCACAUUAA
Molecule: messenger RNA, 258 nt
Organism: Funneliformis mosseae
Lineage: Eukaryota; Fungi; Glomeromycota; Glomeromycetes; Glomerales; Glomeraceae
Source: the annotation of a GenBank genome assembly